This is a messenger RNA of Colias croceus (clouded yellow), 2527 nucleotides long. RefSeq names its product phosphatidylinositol 5-phosphate 4-kinase type-2 alpha (gene PIP4K). The transcript has 11 exons. Gene Ontology annotation, molecular function: phosphatidylinositol kinase activity. The record is from RefSeq and is a predicted model, not a curated record. Gene Ontology annotation, biological process: phosphatidylinositol metabolic process. NCBI's taxonomy places the organism in Eukaryota, Metazoa, Arthropoda, Insecta, Lepidoptera, Pieridae. Bases 172 to 1590 code for a protein of 472 amino acids.
UCAAAUAGCCGUUUGCCAUUGAUGGGUGUCGAGUUUCUGUAAUAAAUUUCGUAUUUACGUUAAAUCCUAGUGAUUUUAUUAUUUUAAGUGCAAUAAAAAUGGUUUAGAUAGAGUUCUGUGUUAAGAACUACAAUACGUAGCCGUGCGCCGAUUCUCGGAAACACAUCCAAAAUGUCCGUUCCUACCACUGGAUUGAGCAAAUUGAAAAAAAAACAUAUUCGCGUGAAACAUCAGAAAGUGAAAUUAUUCCGUGCUAAUGAACCUUUACUCUCUGUUUUUAUGUGGGGUGUUAAUCAUACGAUAAAUGAACUGAGCCAUGUCUCGAUCCCCGUUAUGCUGCUGCCUGAUGAUUUCCGAGCUUACUCGAAGCUCAAAGUGGACAAUCACUUGUUUAACAAAGAGAACAUGCCAUCUCACUUUAAAGUGAAGGAGUACUGUCCGCUCGUCUUCAGGAAUCUGCGCGAGAGGUUCGGAAUUGACGAUCUUGAUUACAAGGAGUCCCUGACCAGGUUUAGAAAGCCAGAUAACUACCUCCGUUCGCGGGCGUCAAAGAAGUUUAUUAAUAAGCUGAGGAGGUCGGCUACAGCACCCUCCGGUGUUGGCGAGUUGAAAAAUACUCAAGAGGGAUUGUUCCAUGACGCUAGCGAGUUCAUGAAACGCGGCUUGACCAUGAAACGUCUGAGGUCGCAGCCGAUACCAGACGAAUCGUCUGGAAAGUCUGGCGCGAAGUUCUACCAGAGCUAUGACAGACUGUUUAUAUUGAAGACCCUCACGUCGGAGGAGGUGGAGAGGAUGCAUUCUUUCUUGAAGCAUUAUCACCCGUACAUAGUGGAGAGGCAUGGCAAGACGUUGCUGCCUCAGUACCUCGGCAUGUACCGCCUGACGGUGGACGGCAUUGAGCACUAUCUAGUGGCUACCAGGAACGUGUUCUCCAACCAUUUGAAUAUACACAAGAAAUACGACCUAAAAGGGUCGACGGUAGACCGCGAGGCAUCCGAAAAGGAGCUAGAGAAAGAACUGCCAACUCUGAAGGACAACGAUUUCAUCAAGCAAGGCGUAAGGAUCGACAUAGGUGAUGCAGCCAAGGAGAAACUACUGGAGACGCUCACUGCUGAUGUUGAGUUCCUAACAAAACUGCACCUCAUGGACUACUCGCUGCUGCUGGGCGUGCACGAGUGCGGGCGCGGCGAGGCGGAGGCGGAGGCGGCGCGGCAGCGGGACGCCGAGCGGGACAGCGACAACGAGUCCGACACCGACUCCGACACCGACACGCGACACGACAGAUGGGGCUACAACACGCCGCCGGACAGCCCGCGCGGGUUCGCGCGCCAGUCGUCGCUCCGCUACGAGGGGAUCAUACCGGAGCUCGACAUAUACGCUAUACCUAGUCAGGAGGGGGCUCCAAAGAAAGAGAUAUAUUUUGUAGCGCUCAUUGAUGUCCUCACACACUAUGGAGUUAAAAAACAGGCGGCAAAAGCGGCGAAAACCGUCAAGUACGGCAGCAACGUGGACGGCAUAUCCACGUGCGACCCGGAGCAGUACGGCAAGCGAUUCAUCGAGUUUGUGGCGAAAGCGAUCGAGGGGAACUAAGUGUUGAAGUGUUAGUGCCGCGGUGUUAGUGCCUCUUUUAGUGUGAAGUGUUCAGUGUUUGUGCUGGGGGCUUGUGUUCUGCGGAGUGUGGGUAGUAUUGGCAGGUUUGGUUUUAUACUUUUGUGUAGUAAGAUUGAGUUAAAUUCCUUUGAAUUGUUAUGAGACAAAUGGACUUACAAUUUUAAAUAAAUGGUCCCGUUCUAUCAAAUAUUCUAAUGGCUGUAAUAAAAUGAGUAAGCAAUAGCCUUUAUCAACUAUGUAUUACUCUUCAGGUUUUUUUUUUAUUUUUCUAUGAUAAAAUUUAAAAAUGUCUGAACAGCAGACUUUUUAUUUUUAAUUCUGGAAAUUUUAUACUAAUAUUCAAUAUACCAAAUUUUCUUCAUAAAUUGAUAGUUGAUACCUUUUUUUUAUAAUGUUCAAAUCCCACUAAAAAUUUUUCAUCACUCCAAGGAACACACAAGUGACACAACUCCCCAGAAACCCUAUAAAGGAGUGUUAUGGUAAAAUUCUGUGGCCAUUAUUGUUGUAUUGUUUUGAUGCAGUCCUUUAAUAUUGUUAUAUAAUUUAUAUUUUUAUUUUUCUAUUAAAUAUUUCUUUAAUAAAUAGCUUAGAUUCAUUUAUAAAGGUGCAUUUAGAUGAAGCCAAGGAACUUUUAGUAUGCAUAUUUUAUUUCUCAGUUUUGCUGAAUACAAUUUGUAUUCCUCUAAGGGCUGAUUUUUCAAUCCUUGGUUAAAACUAAUUCAUCGAAUAACAUAUUAAACUACCAUUUCAAAAAUGUAUUCUAAUUGUCCGUAUUUGGCAAUUUACAGGUGACAUUUUAAAAUGUUCGUGUAAUGCUUUAUUAGACUGAUAUAUUUUAACCAAGGAUUAAAAAAACGGCCCUUAAAUAAAUGUUUAACGUCGUGUUUCUAUUUUCUUAACUUAAUUUGUGUAAAAU